Molecule: messenger RNA, 7504 nt
Organism: Mesocricetus auratus (golden hamster)
Lineage: Eukaryota; Metazoa; Chordata; Mammalia; Rodentia; Cricetidae
Gene: Smad4
Product: SMAD family member 4
Exons: 12
Coding region: 242-1900 (552 amino acids)
Biological process (GO): SMAD protein signal transduction; anatomical structure morphogenesis; BMP signaling pathway
Cellular component (GO): heteromeric SMAD protein complex
Molecular function (GO): DNA-binding transcription factor activity, RNA polymerase II-specific; RNA polymerase II cis-regulatory region sequence-specific DNA binding; I-SMAD binding
Source: RefSeq, a predicted model, not a curated record
CCGGAGCUCCAGCGGCCCGGCCCGCGCGGUCCUCGGCGGGGAGAGGGGGCCGCCUGGGCCGGACGCCGCGGGCCGGACCCGGGAAGCGACGGCGCGGAGCGGCGCGGAGCCCAGAUUACCCUGCUCACCAGAUGUCUGGCAGCUCUUCUUGCAGCAUUGGCCAUUGGUUUUCACUGCCUUCACAAGAUCAGAAUUACUCCAGAAACUGGAGAGUUUGAUUUAAAAGAACAAACUUGAACAAAUGGACAAUAUGUCUAUAACAAAUACACCGACAAGCAAUGAUGCCUGUCUGAGCAUUGUACAUAGUUUGAUGUGUCAUAGACAAGGCGGAGAAAGUGAAACGUUUGCAAAAAGAGCAAUUGAAAGUUUGGUAAAGAAGCUGAAAGAGAAAAAAGAUGAAUUGGAUUCUUUAAUAACAGCUAUAACUACAAAUGGAGCUCAUCCUAGCAAAUGUGUCACCAUACAGAGAACACUGGACGGACGACUUCAGGUGGCUGGUCGGAAAGGCUUUCCUCAUGUCAUCUAUGCCCGUCUAUGGAGGUGGCCUGAUCUACACAAGAAUGAACUAAAACAUGUUAAAUAUUGUCAGUAUGCAUUUGACUUAAAAUGUGAUAGUGUCUGUGUGAAUCCAUAUCACUAUGAACGAGUUGUUUCACCUGGAAUUGAUCUCUCAGGAUUGACACUGCAGAGUAAUGCUCCACCAAGUAUGUUAGUGAAGGAUGAAUACGUUCAUGACUUUGAGGGACAGCCAUCCUUACCCACUGAAGGACAUUCAAUUCAAACUAUCCAACAUCCGCCAAGUAAUCGUGCAUCAACGGAGACAUACAGCGCCCCAGCUCUGUUAGCCCCAUCUGAGUCUAAUGCUACCAGUACCACCAACUUCCCCAACAUUCCUGUGGCUUCCACAAGUCAGCCGGCCAGUAUUCUGGCAGGCAGCCAUAGUGAAGGACUGUUGCAGAUAGCUUCAGGGCCUCAGCCAGGACAGCAGCAGAAUGGAUUUACUGGUCAGCCAGCUACUUACCAUCAUAACAGCACUACCACCUGGACUGGAAGUAGGACUGCACCAUACACACCUAAUUUGCCUCACCACCAAAACGGCCAUCUUCAGCACCACCCGCCUAUGCCGCCCCAUCCUGGACAUUACUGGCCAGUUCACAAUGAGCUUGCAUUUCAGCCUCCCAUUUCCAAUCAUCCUGCUCCUGAGUAUUGGUGUUCCAUUGCUUACUUUGAAAUGGAUGUUCAGGUAGGAGAGACAUUUAAGGUUCCUUCAAGCUGCCCUAUUGUAACUGUGGAUGGAUAUGUGGAUCCCUCUGGAGGAGAUCGCUUUUGCUUGGGUCAACUCUCCAAUGUCCACAGGACAGAAGCUAUUGAGAGAGCAAGGUUGCACAUAGGCAAAGGUGUGCAGCUGGAAUGCAAAGGUGAAGGUGAUGUUUGGGUCAGGUGCCUUAGUGACCAUGCAGUCUUUGUGCAGAGUUACUACCUGGACAGAGAAGCUGGACGAGCACCUGGCGACGCUGUUCAUAAGAUCUACCCAAGUGCAUAUAUAAAGGUCUUUGAUUUGCGGCAGUGUCACCGGCAGAUGCAGCAGCAGGCAGCCACUGCACAAGCUGCAGCUGCUGCCCAGGCAGCAGCUGUGGCAGGAAACAUCCCUGGUCCUGGAUCCGUAGGUGGAAUAGCUCCAGCAAUCAGUCUGUCUGCUGCUGCUGGCAUCGGUGUAGAUGACCUCCGUCGCUUGUGCAUACUCAGGAUGAGCUUUGUGAAAGGCUGGGGCCCCGAUUACCCAAGACAGAGCAUCAAGGAAACACCAUGCUGGAUCGAGAUUCACCUCCACCGUGCUCUCCAGCUCCUUGAUGAAGUGCUUCACACCAUGCCCAUUGCAGACCCACAACCUUUAGACUGAGAUCUCUCACCAUGGAUGCCCUAGCCAUUUUCAGGAUGGUGGACUAUGAAAUAUAACCCUGUUUAUAAUCUGAAGAUCUAUUGCAUUUUUGUUCUACUCUGUCUUUUCAUAAGGGGUUGAAAGAUGUGUUUGCUGCCUUGCUCUUAGCAGACAGAAACUGAAUUGAAACUUUUUUUUCUAUUUUAGAACUUUUCAGUCAUGGCUCAGAGCUUGAAGAUCAGGAAGAACCAAUUCUUGCUAAAUCUUCACUGGUUGUUAUGUAUGAAGGGGUCAUUCCAGUGCUGGGAACUCAGCCCCUUAAGUGACUGUGAGCUGCUUACUUGCAGAACGCUGGUGUGUUCCUCUGCAGAGCAUAGUGUUGCUGAUUUGAAGGCUGAGAAGUUCUCAAAGUUACUCACCUGUUACUUAGUGAGCAAAGUUAUUGUUGAACACACUGUGUUCAAGUGCCACAUGGGCAAGUCAGUUUUACUGAAAGCAACUUCACUAUGUUUAAAAAAAUCUUUUAUCAACCUUUUAUCCAGAAUGUUUUUUGCAAGUUAAAAAGUGAAGGUGAAUUAAAUUCAUACUGCCUUGAAGAUUUCAGGGUUUUUUUCCCCCCCAAGACAAAACACUAAUCUGUGUGCAUAGUGACAAUUCCUUACAAUUAUCAGUCAAAGAAAUGCGAUUUAAAAUUACAUUUUUAGCCCUAAUAGAUGACCAUUAUCAAGAUGUGUACUUUUGCCCUGUUAAACAGUAGAUGAAUUCUUCUAUAUUUCUAGGCACAUGGUUGGUUAUAAAAAAAAAAAAAGCCUAGGGGGGAUUUCUUUCCCUUGAUUCACAGGGAGAAGGUUUUGUAUUUAUAAAAACACUAAAAGUAGUGUUGCUCUGCCUGAUGCUCCACUGUUCUGCAAGAUGGCAGUGCUUCAACUAAAAUAAUGAAUAUUUUGGAAACUGCUAAAUUCUAUGUUAAAUACUGUGCAGAAUAAUGGAAACAUUGCAGUUCAUAAUAGGUAGUUUGGAUAUUUUUGUACUUGAUUUGAUGUGUGACUUUUUUUCAUAUACUGUUUAAAUCAUGUAUGUUUUGACAUUGUUUAAAAUUCAGUUUUUGUAUCUUGGGGCAAGACUGCAAACUUUUUAUAGCUUUUGGUUAUUCUAAGCCCUUUGUUUGACAUCAUCAAUCAGUCAGCAGUGACUUUGUGUAGAGACUGAAGUAGAAAAGUUGCUGAUGCGUUGACUGUACCACAGACACAACAUGUAUACUUUUUACCUAGUUAGUAGAGUAAAUAAAACUGAGUCUCAAUAUGCAAAGUUGAAUUCUAGGUUUGUUUUUAAAUGCUUUCCUUUUGCACUUUUGAGUCCAAUCUCAGUGGCAAGACACCUUCUACUAAAUGACAGGCGACAGCCAGUUGGAUUGUACAGCUCUGGUUUUCCCCUCACACUCUACCAGGACUUUCCCAUGUACAUUAUGUAUCAUGUGUAGAGUUGGAUAUUUUUUGAACUUUUAUUUUACUGUAGCAAAAAACAGACCUGGGAUAAAUAGUGUGAAUAAAAUCAAAAUCAUCGAGACUUUUAUUCUUUGCUCUGAGAGUUUUCUGUAAAUUUUACAGUGCAGUAGGCAUUUGGGCUCUGGAAACCCUUGUCUAGCAGUUGUCUUUAUGCUGAAGUGAUCAUCAAGUCCCCGCAGCCUACUUCAGAGGGCUCCAGAGACUACUGAGUGUCGCUGUGAUGGGAGUGGACAUCUCAGUCCAACUUUCACACCGUGUCUUUUUAAAAAGCUUCUUUACCAGGUCAUUUCUACUCUUAAAUACUUACAAGUACUUUUAUUGUCUGUGUAAGUUUACGUUUUUUUUUUUAAGUAUUAUACUGGCAGAAUUAUAAAAAGAUACCUUCUCUAGAAAUACUUGUCUUUAGAUCCCUUUUACUAUGGAUGGGGAAUAGGAGUGAGAGGGAAGAGUUUUAGUAUAACAGACUUUUUGAAAUCCAGGUUAUCUGACUAGAACAUUGUCCAUGCAGUGGUACAACUUGAUGCUUCCUUUUCUACUUAUGGAAAGUUUUCCAUGUUUAAUCAUCUUCAUAAAGUAUGUGGGAAAUAUUUGCUAAGAAGUGUCUCUUCAGAGCCAAGCCACCUGUCUUGGUUUUCUUACUAAGAGCCAUAGAAUUUACUUCUAGUUAUUGAUGAUACUUGUAAUUUGACUGUCCUAUGCCUUUAUAAACUGUUUCCUUUUGUUCCUUAGAAGUUGCCAUCUUUGAUGAGCGAGACUUUAAAAAACUUGCCUAACCUUAAACAUUUUGUGUCCAUUUGAGGAUAAAGUAGUUUCUGUAGUUCUCAGAGUCUGAUUGCAAUGUGGGUGUGGUUCUGGGUGGUGUUCUUGGAUUCAUAGCUCAAGUCUCCUAAGACUACAUUUGACUGGAAGCUGAGUGACAGAUGAAGUAGGCCCACCCAGUUUAAACCCAUUCUACUUUUGUCUUGUGCCUUUCUGUGCAUGAUUAAAGGGAAUCCUUAAUGGUAUUGCCUUUAUUUGCUUGGAAGUAGAUUCUUUUGUGGGAUAGUCUACCUUAAUUGCUCCACUUUACUGCCCCUGCUGACAAAGAUGGUGAUAAACACUGCCAUGCACUUGCUUUUCCACAAGCACCAUCUUUUUGUAUUGUCCUAACCCGUUGUUUCUAUAAGCAGUUCAGGUUCACAGAUAGGAUGAGCUGCCUUAGGGGACAUACCUGAAAAAUCCAGCAACACAUGACUAAGCUAUGCUGUGUUUCAAAGUUAAAAAUCCCAUUUUGUGGGUAACGGUGGUGUUUGUAUUAGCAACUUUGAAGGCAAAGCAAACUCGGAGGUUUUACAGUAUGGAGAAGAGAGUCUUUCUGAAAUGCUUGUGAAGUAUCUGUAGAGAUGAAAUGUAUUUACUCCUGGUCUGCUAGUAACUGACUGAUUGUCACUCAUUAGUUGUUUUUAUUUUAAUUUGUUGUCCCAUUAGUUGAAACCUCUUGGAAGGAGCAGUUUUAUUUGGAGUUGGCCAGAGUUCUUUUUGGUAGUUUCUGUAGGUUGCUGUUUUCGUCGCUGGCAUUUUAUUUAAUGAUAGAGUAGUAAAGACUUGGGUUAGAUUACUACAGUGAAAUCAAGCAUGAACCUUGUCAAGGAACAACUCUCAUAGGUGGGCCUGGUGGAGACUAGCAGGUUGUACCUCAGUGUGAAAAAAUGUGUCCCCUCUCCCCAAGACAAACUCAUCUUGCUACACAUAGUGAUCUGUAAAUAGCCCCUGAAAUCCUCCUUUGCAUGGUCAUACAGGCUAGCAGACUCUUGUUCAAGCCUUUCCAGUUUUCCCUUCUAAUAACAAGCAGUUUCUUCUCUUGUGAUGCAUUAAGAAGUGUGGAAAAGCCAGUGGCCUUAUCAUAGUGCGCCCUUGGCAGGGCCUCCUCCCUAGCACUCACUGUCCAUGCAGCGAGGUCAUUUAUCUGGUGUUACUCAAGAAUGAAAGUUUCCAUCAUCUUGCCUUAUUAAGCAGUAAAACUUUAAAAAUUAGCCAUUUAUUAGUGGAAGCUAUUUAGCAAAUCAGAAUAUACUGGGUAUAGCAUUUCUUUUUUUCUGUCUCUCUACUGUCUCUGUGGACACUGGACCUCUGAGAUAGACAGCACUAUGUAGCCUUUCCUAAAUGCCCAAGAUUGCUGUAGUUUUUGAUGUUUUUGUUUUGAAUUCUCCUAAUCUUCCUUUCUGACAGCUACCAAUUCUUGAGUGGUUUGUUAGUGUGCCUCUCCUUAGUGUUUUAAAUCCAUUGUUCCUAACUGCUUCACUGAGGGAACCACAUUAUUAGUGUUCACCCAGGACAUGGCCCUGUUAGGGUUGAAAAGGACUUUGGUGCAUUGCUAUUUGGCAUUGAUUUGAUUGCUUCUUGAUGAGCUUUAUAUGGUUGUUGUAGAUAGAAUUGAGUCAUAUUCAUAGCCCCAUAGCCUCCCCCUCCCCCAAUGUUUUAAAAACUUAGUUUCCACGUAAUUCACUCAUAAAAGCUGUACUGUUUGCUAGAGGCACCCACGAACCACAACAUCCUUGCUUGUUUUUUUGUCCUGGUGACCCGCACUCUGGCCGCCUUCCUCUAUAGAUACUUCUGACCUAUAGGUGCCUUUAUGCGAAUGGAGGGUCUAAUACCAUGCCCCACGGAGUAGCUGAUGUAAUGACUGAUGUUUUCAGGGAUUUUAGCAUCAGACGGAAAUGAAUGAAUGAAGCUUUUUAUUGCUUUUGCAAAGUGGGAAGGACCGAGGAGAAUUUUGAUGAAGACAAUCAUUUCUCUGUGUUCACAGUUUGCUUCAGAUGGUUUUUUCAGUAGGCCCAGAGUCCACGAUCCUGUUCAACCGAAAAAUAUGUGGCUCUGGACUAGGACGGUGGCACUUGUAUUUCUGACUUAGUGUGUCCUUGGCAAGUCGUCUCCCUUCCUGGGCCUCAGCUGCCUCUCCUGUGAAAUGAGGGGUUGGACUGUCCUGCCAGCUCUGGCUUCUAAGUGACCUUGCCCGCCUUGCAGCAGUUUGGCAUUUGCUCUUUACCUGUGUUCUGCUGUUUGGGGGGUUCUUGCUUAUUUCUUUGUUACUCAGUGAGACUAGGCUUCAUCUUUCAUUAUCUGUUCUUCUGUGGACAAGUAGUUACAUAUGUCCUUACGACUUACUUUUAACCAAAGGCCUAGCACCACCUUAGGGGCUGCAGUAAGAACAGUGUGAAACAUAGACACCUGGGGGUGGGGGAGUCUUCAUUUCAUUUUCCCAUGAUCUCUGUUCAAAGCCUAUCUAAAAGCUCUACUAAGUCAUGACAUUCUGACUGUCAAGUUGGUGUGUGACACUGUCCUAAUGGAUUGAAAUCCUGUUGUUAAUGCCUAGUGAUAUUAGAGGUCCUUUCUUUGGGUCUUCAGUUGCUUAACUCUUCUAUGCUCAAAACAGGAAGGUCUUCAGAAUUAUGUCAAUAUUUUAAUUGAUGCUAUGGAAAACUGUAUUGGUGAAUGAUUAUUCACUUUAUUUUUGCCUCUUUUGUAUCCAUUUUGAUUAGACAACUUUUGGCUGGAUCAUUCCUUUCAGAGAGUUCUCUUCCAGCCUUCUUGGAUGAGUAUAAUAACUGAGUUUGUUAUUUUUAAGGACCUGGGAACCUUUCUAGGGGUGGGCUAGGGGUUGGAGAGUCCUGGUAGAGGCCAGCUCUGGGGUAGCUGGUGACGAAGGGAUGAAACCAGCUGCUCUUCCUAAGGCUGCUUGUCAUUGGUAGAAGGACUCACAGACUUGGAGUGGUUAAAAGACUAAAUAUGGAGUUGGCAAACUUCCUCUAAAUGAGGUUUUUUGUUCAGUGCAUUGGACAUAUGACUUAAGAGAAAAGCAUGACUGCCUAUAGAUGAUGAAAACUGGUGUGCUGCAGAGUCCCGUGUGGCAGAAGUGACUGCAGUGUUGGGGACAGAUUUGGUGGUGGUACUUCCAGCUCUCUCCUCUGGGGUCACUCAGCUUGUGCUUUUAGGGAAACCUGGUCAGCUAACGCACCGGUUACUCCCUUUCUAUAUACUUUUGCCUGGUUGAAGUCUGUGGCUUAAAAAUAAAAAUAGUUGAAACUUUCUUGAGAACUCUGUAACAAAGUAUGUUUUUGAUUAAAAGAGAAAGCCAACUAAA